AAUAUUCCACCAAUACAUCUUCUACAAUGCAUAGGACCCCAUCAAACACAUAUCUGGGCCUAGAAGUAGCCCCAGCCUUCUUCAAGUCCAUACAGCAAACAGCCCCACCUUCCCCCACUAAACGCCACACUAAGAUCUCCGUCAUCGGCACCGGCAAUGUCGGCAUGGCUAUUGCCCAGACCAUUCUCACCCAAGACCUCUCCGACGAACUCGCUCUCGUUGAUGUCAACCCCGACAAGCUCCGUGGCGAGAUGCUCGACCUCCAGCACGCCGCCGCCUUCCUCCCCCGCACCAAGAUCCUCGCUUCUGUUGACUACUCCGUCACCGCCGGGUCCGAUCUCUGCAUCGUCACUGCCGGUGCUCGUCAGAUCGUUGGCGAAUCUAGACUCAACCUGCUCCAGCGCAACGUCACUCUCUUCUCGAACAUCAUACCCCCUCUCGCCAAGUACUCCCCCGAUUCGAUACUGAUGAUCGUGUCAAACCCUGUCGAUGUCUUGACCUACGUGGCUUGGAAGCUUUCUGGGUUUCCCUCCAAUCGAGUGAUCGGAUCCGGAACUAAUCUCGAUUCCUCCAGGUUUCGCUCCCUGAUCGCCGAUCAUCUCGACGUCAACGCCCAAGACGUUCAGGCAUAUAUUGUUGGCGAACAUGGAGACAGUUCGGUUGCGCUGUGGUCGAGCAUAAGUGUUGGUGGGGUUCCUGUAUUGAGCUUCUUAGAGAAGCAACAGAUCGCAUACGAGAAGGAAACACUGGAGAACAUCCACAAAUCAGUCAUAGACAGUGCAUACGAGGUGAUUCGUCUCAAGGGCUACACAUCAUGGGCGAUUGGGUACUCUGCGGCUAGUCUCGCUCGAACUAUACUUAGGGAUCAAAGGAGGGUUCACCCUGUUUCAGUCCUGGCCAAGGGCUUCUAUGGGAUGGAUGAAGGGGAUGUGUUCUUGAGCUUGCCUACCCAGCUUGGUAGGGGUGGGGUUCUGGGUGUGAUUAAUGUGCAUUUGACAGAUGAAGAAGCACAGCAGCUCCGUGACUCUGCUAAGACUAUCUUGGAGUACCUAAGCCAACUUGGGAUAUAGAAGAAAGCUGCAAGCUUAUCUUUUGAUCUUUAAUUUGUUUGUUUGGUUCUGGGUUUCUUUUGUAUGAUCA
Telopea speciosissima is the source of this 1140-nucleotide messenger RNA. Its product is annotated as L-lactate dehydrogenase B-like. Gene Ontology annotation, cellular component: cytoplasm. NCBI's taxonomy places the organism in Eukaryota, Viridiplantae, Streptophyta, Magnoliopsida, Proteales, Proteaceae. Gene Ontology annotation, molecular function: L-lactate dehydrogenase (NAD+) activity. The coding region runs from base 27 to 1070 and encodes 347 amino acids. The transcript has 2 exons. The record is from RefSeq and is a predicted model, not a curated record. Gene Ontology annotation, biological process: carboxylic acid metabolic process.